Aspergillus sclerotioniger CBS 115572 is the source of this 2182-nucleotide messenger RNA. Its product is annotated as rhomboid family membrane protein. Gene Ontology annotation, molecular function: serine-type endopeptidase activity. Lineage: Eukaryota; Fungi; Ascomycota; Eurotiomycetes; Eurotiales; Aspergillaceae. Gene Ontology annotation, cellular component: membrane. The transcript is spliced from 3 exons. Bases 439 to 1971 code for a protein of 510 amino acids. The record is from RefSeq and is a predicted model, not a curated record. Gene Ontology annotation, biological process: proteolysis.
CGCCUGCCUAAACCUCAUCCUGCGUCCCCUGCUCCAUCUCAAAUUCCAUAUCUGACGACACACCGGCGUUUCGUUCAUUUGUCCCUCAUAUUCCUCGGUGGAUUUGGUGGAAGCCCACGUUUCUCCCCCAAAUUGCUCGAAUCCUUUCAGUCGUUGGAUCGUUGGGGGCCAUUGCUUUGAACUCGAUCCUGUCAGGGGCAUUCUUUGCUCGUGUUAAUUGGUUUCAGCCCUGCUCGCUCUCCGCGCCAAACGUGCCGUCAUCUCAGUUGGUCGACCCCUGCCAACCAACCUUCGCAGAAGAAAUAUCCCAUUCCACGUCUAUUCCACUCUGAUCGGUCUGGAAAUCUCGGCCUGGCAAUCGCACGCGUCCAGUCAUCGCAUUGAUUGGUAAACGAGCGUCCCUUUUGUGCCUUUCGCCGGCCUGGCUGUCAAUUCAAUAUGGCGGCGAAUAGUUACUACCACGGCGCAUACAGCAGCAAUCCGCCCUCCUACGAACAAGCCAAUCCUCAGAUCGAUCGCAUAUCGACCCCAGGUCAUCCCGACUUCAGCACACAUCCUUACCAGCCUACGACCUCCGAUCCCCAACUCCAUAACAGUCAGCAAUCUUUCGGUUCCGACCAAGCAUAUGCGACCGGCGGGAGGCUGAGCGACAAUGAUCGAUAUGCGGAGAAUAUCCCUCUGAAGAGCAAUCAGUACGCCAACGGGUCCCCGCCGCCCAACUGGAUGCACCAACCUACGCAUUAUUCGCCCACGCCCGAGGAGAUCGAACCGCCGGUCGCUCCAACAGCGCGAAGGAAGAAGAAGGGUUUUUUCAACAAGAAGAUCGCUUGGGUGACAUAUACGUUUACGUUGGUUCAGAUCAUUGUGUUUAUCGUGGAAUUGGUGAAGAAUGCUCAACUCACAGGCUCUCCUAUCGAGACGAAACCCUCGUUCAACGUGAUGAUCGGGCCCUCCCCGUAUGUGCAGAUCUACAUGGGAUCGCGGUACACGCCGUGUAUGAAGAACGUCCCUGGCAUCCAGAAUGCGAAUGAAACGAUUCUAUUUCCUUGCCCGAAUGCGACCACGUCGACGGCCGCCUGCACGCUGUCCGAGUCGUGUGGCUUCAAUGGUGUCCCGAACCCUCACCCGGGGGGCUCUCUUGACGACCGACCGGAGCCCAACCAAUGGUUCCGCUUCAUUAUUCCCAUGUUCAUCCACACGGGAUUCGUUCAUAUCGGCUUCAACUUAAUUGUGCAGUUAACCAUGGGGGUCGACAUGGAGCGGAUGAUUGGCUGGUGGCGGUAUUUCCUGGUUUAUGUGGCCAGUGGUAUUUGGGGCUUCGUGCUUGGAGGCAACUAUGCCGGGCAGGGCGAAGCGUCGUGCGGCUGCUCCGGUGCGCUCUUUGGCGUCCUCGCUCUUUUUAUUUUGGAUCUCCUCUAUACGUGGAAGGACCGCCCUUCGCCCUGGGUCGAAUUGAUCAUCAUGAUCUUGGGUAUCGCUGUCUCAUUUGUGUUGGGACUUUUGCCGGGGUUGGAUAACUUUGCCCACAUUGGAGGAUUCAUCAUGGGAUUGGCUCUGGGUUUGUGCCUUCUUCGCUCUCCCAACGCGCUCCGGGAGCGGAUUGGCCUUGCGCGGAACCCGUAUGUGGCCAUGAGCGGCGGUGCUGGCACGCCCACGGCAGAGGACACCCAGAAGGUGGCGUCGGGACCUAGCCUGGUCGACUUUCUGAAAGGACGGCGCACGCGCACGGGUGCGGGCGCCAACAACAAAAUGAACCCGGUGAACUUCUUCCGAGGGCGCAAGCCACUGUGGUGGGCAUGGUGGUUGGUGCGCCUAGCAGCGUUGGUCGCGGUGCUGAUCGGCUUCAUCCUGCUGAUCAUCGACUUUUACAAGUAUCCCAAGUCCAACUGCUCGUGGUGCUACCGUCUGAGCUGUCUGCCUGUCAAUGGAUGGUGUAAAGAUAGCGAAUUAACGACGACAAAAACUUCUUGAGGAUGCUUGGGCUUGGAUCUAGCUAUUUCGUCACUGUUUUAUAUUGGACUGGCAUAUGGUUUUGGUUCUGGAUAUCCCUUGCAAAUUCGAUAUUACAUAUCGAGGCUUCAGUACAUCAAGCGGCGUUUGGAGAGGUCUGCUGUAGCUUAUGCCAGCGUCAUGUUUAUACUAGGUAGGGAUGGCCGUCCCAUGAAAUGCAUUAUGAAUCGAC